CGGUUACAGUCGGCAUAUUUAAGCAGGUGCGUGCGCAGCGCUUUGAACGAGUUCAGUGAGCAAGCAGCAUGAACGGUGCGAUGUGGAGGGUGGUGAGCAGAGGCAGUUCGUUGAUUUUCCAUUCGAAAAAACGGAAUGCUCUCUCCGUCACUGCUCGUGCGUUUUCCGCUCCCACCGGUCUCUAUGGCUUGCCUCAUUUGAAGACCGCAAAAGGCUUUCAAUCCUUCGUCGAUGAAGCCAUUCAAAGGUCUGGAGAACUCAUCAGUUACAUUUGCAAGAAACAGCCCGCUGGUGAAGUAAUGCGGGCAAUGGAUGAGAUUUCUGACACUGUAUGCUCUGUUGUUGACUCUGCUGAAUUGUGUAGGCAUACCCACCCUGACAGAGAGUUUGUUGAGGAGGCCAGCAAGGCAUCGAUGAGAAUUAAUGAAUAUCUACAUUAUCUGAACACGAAUCAUGAUCUAUAUGACGCAAUUAAGAAAGCUGAGCAAGAAUGUCACAUGCUUUCUGAGGAAGCUAAGAGGGGAGUUAGAAACUUACGUGCUGACUUUGAAAGGGGUGGAAUUAAUCUCUGCUCCGGGAAAUUAGAUCAAGUGAACACGCUAAAUAUUGAAAUUUCUCAGCUAUGCAGAGAGUACAAUGAGAAUAUUGUCAUGGACCCAGGAACUGUUGAUAUAUAUCCUUCUUCUCGCAUCCCCAGGAAUUUGCAUUAUCUUGUAAAGCCUAUACAUCGGUCGGUAUCAUUAAUAACCAAGGAUUUAUCAGGGUCUAGGGGCAUCCUCAAAGAGAAAGGAUUUGGAUUACAACAGACCCACAAAACUGUUUCUUCUGUACUACAAUUUUCAUCUGAUGAUGAGGUUAGGAAAAUGGUAUAUAUACGAGGAAAUUCUGUUCCACAGGCAAAUGUUGGUCUCAAAAGGCUUAUAUCUGCACGACAUGAGCUAGCUCAGAUAAUGGGGUGUAGUUCUUAUACUGAAUUUUCUAUUAAGCCUAACAUGGCUUUAUCACCAAAAGUUGUAAUGUCAUUUUUACUCGAAAUGAGCAAGAUGGUCAAGCCUAAGACUAGAGAGGAGCAUAGGUUACUCACGAAAUUCAAGAGAGAAAAAUGUGGUCAAAGUGAUGGAGAUUUAAGGCCAUGGGAUGAGACCUAUUACAUGACAAUGAUGAAGUCCUCUGCUUAUAAAUUGGAUGCUUCGGUUGUAGGUUCAUAUUUUUCUCUCUCAAACUGUAUUGAGGGUUUGAAGAUGCUAGUGCAGUCAUUGUUUGGUGCAACCUUUCAUAGCAUACCUCUAGCACCUAAUGAGUCUUGGGAUCCACAUGUGCUUAAACUAUCUCUACAUCAUCCCGAAGAGGGUGACUUGGGAUAUUUAUACCUCGAUUUAUACUCGAGAAAGGGAAAAUAUCCUGGUUGUGCUCACUUUGCAAUAAAAGGGGGUCGCAGAAUUUCUCAGACAGAAUACCAACUUCCAAUUGUAGCUCUCGUUUGUAACUUUCCGGGAUCUCAAAAUCCAUCAGCCGUAAGACUCAAUCAUUGGGAAGUAGAAACACUAUUUCAUGAGUUUGGACAUGCUCUUCAUUCUUUGCUUUCAAGAACGGACUACCAGCACUUUUCAGGCACCAGAGCGGUUUUGGAUUUUGCUGAAAUACCAUCCAACCUGUUUGAAUACUCUUUGAUCUUCAAUUGGGAUCUGCAAUUGGAAUGUCAACAUUCACCUGUACAAGAUACUCACCUGUACAAGAUGAGAAAGAUGUCUUUAGAAACGUCAUGUGGCAUAUUAUACCCUGCAGGGCACUGGGGUAAUGGUGAAUAUUUUUCACUUACAAGUGUCAACUCUACGUUUCUAACUCUCAACUGACAUUGAAAUUUGCUAUAAUUUUGUUUGUAGCUAAACACAUAGACAAACUUAAAUAAGUUGUUUUUAACGUUGGAAAAUGACCUUAAUUGUGGUCCUCCUAACCCACCUUAGCUUCAACGUCUUUUGAGGAUGCCUUAAUGGCAACCUUAGUUGGUGGUUUAGUUCUACAUUGUCUAGAGAUAGGG
Molecule: messenger RNA, 2038 nt
Organism: Vigna umbellata (rice bean)
Lineage: Eukaryota; Viridiplantae; Streptophyta; Magnoliopsida; Fabales; Fabaceae
Source: RefSeq, a predicted model, not a curated record